This is a messenger RNA of Micromonas pusilla CCMP1545, 2850 nucleotides long. RefSeq lists its product as uncharacterized. The record is from RefSeq and is a predicted model, not a curated record. Bases 1 to 2850 code for a protein of 949 amino acids. The transcript has 3 exons. Lineage: Eukaryota; Viridiplantae; Chlorophyta; Mamiellophyceae; Mamiellales; Mamiellaceae.
AUGGCGCCCGCGACCGCCGCGGUCGAGAUCGACCCUCGGCUCCUCCGUCAGCUCGAGGACGAGUACGAGUCGCUGAAGAACGACCGGACGGGCCCGCCCGUGGACUUCGCGAAAUGGAUCCGCGGACGCCUCAAAGAAGCCAAGCACGCGGGCCUCAUCCGCGUCGCGCGCGCGGCGCCGAUAUCCCACGCGCUGCAGGCCGCGGACGCGACGCGCGCGAGCGGCAUGGCGCCUUCGAGCCGCCCGCCCGGGUACGACCCGGACAAGUACGUCCGCGUCGGCGGGAAGAUCUCGAGAGCGAAGACCGCGUCGCGGUCGCUCGGCGGCGGCGGCGACGCGCGCCCGGGACGCGCGGGGAAGGCGUCGUCGCGCGCGAGGACGGAGAAGACGAUCGCGGCGGCGACGGACGCGAAGCUCGUGCCGUCGUACGUGCCGCUCAUCUUCAAACCUGGGCCCGCGCCGAAAAAGACGAAAGCCGAGGCGUUCAUGGAGCGCAACGCGCCGUCCCCAGCGCCGCCGCCGCCGCCGCCGCCCGCGCCGCCCGCGGACGCGGCGCUGCCGAACGCCACGCAUCAUCACGUCCUCGCGCCCGCGGAGGCGGCCAGGGCGCGCGGCGUCGCCGCGUCCAUGGAGAUGCACGGCGGAACGCGCGUCUCGCCCGUCGUCGAAUCCAUCGACGACGACGCGCUCUUCGCGGGGCCCGGCGCGUCCUCGUCCUCAGGCGCCGCGCUGCCGUGGUUCAUGAACCGCCCGAGCGCGUACGUCGCGGGCGGGUCUCUGAAGCAGCGGGAACAGCCGGUCGUGAGAGGCGACGGCCGCGUCGACGCGGAUGUCGUCCAGGACGCGCUCCGAAAGUCGUGCGACGUCCCGCCGCCGCCGGAGAGAACGGGCGAAAGGGGCGUGUCGAGAGAGACGAGCGCGGGCGUCGGCGAGGCGGCGCGACGGAUCGCGCGCGCGACCGCGCUCGCGAGAGAAGACUUCGGGCGCGCGGCGCGCCUUGUGGACGACGACCCGGUGACGCUCGCGGAGAAGCAGCGCGCGCUGGACAGGGCGCUGAAGAAGCAGAAGAUUUUGACGGAGAAGAACAAGGCGCGUUCUUUCUCACACUGGUCCCCAUCCGACCGCAGAGUGUUGGCGGCGAGGAAGAAGGCCGCGGCGGCGGCGCGCGACGUCGAGAUCUUGCGCACGAGUGGGGAGAGCGCGAUGCGUAAGAGUCGCGAGGGGCGCGGCGCGGGCGCGGGCGCGACGCCGCCGGCGAAGCCGACGAGGGUGGAUUCGCCGAGCACGCUGCGCGAAGCCGCGGCGAAAUUUCUCUCCGACGUCGUCCUCGACGGACCGUCCGGCCUGCGUAAGAUCAGCGCUUUCGGGCACACGCCGGUGAAGCCGAAAGGGCCGACGUUCCUGGAGCGCAUGGCGAGGAGGGAGCAGGAAGUCGCCGCGAAGCGCGCGGCGCAGGCGGCGCGCCGGGCGAUGCGAGACGAGGCGCGAGGGAGGAAAAAACCAGAGUGGAACGACAGCUGCGCGGACGUCGGCGUCUGGGCGCCGCCGCCGGCGGCGGCGGCGCGCCCCAAGUCUGCCGCGUCCGCGACCGCGCACCAUAAACGCGCGCGACCGCGUCCGUCGAAGCUCCGUCAGCCGAGGCUGAAUAAGCCCAAGCUGAACAAGGACGGUCGGAUCAAGGCGCUGGACCCGCCGCGGUGGAAGACGCCGCCGUCGAAGGAGAAGAAGCCGCCGCGCGGGGGGCGCGACCGGCCAAUCAGCGCGCGCCACGUCGGUAUUACACCCACGUCAGCGUUCGAAGAGACGAUCAACGACGCGACGCUGCGGAUGCUCGACGCGGAGGUGACGAGGCUGUCGAAGCGGUUCGGCGCGAACGACGGCGACGGCGCGGCGGCGGCGACGACGUACCGACCGCCGGCGAAGACGAAAGCGCCGCCGCCGCCGCGCGCCAAGUCCGCGUCGUCCGCGGCGAACGCGCGGCCAAUUGACGGCGGCGACCCGAAGGACGAGAUCGCGGCGAUGCGGCGGCAGCUGGACGAGAUCGUCGCGCACCUGCGGCUUCAGCGCAUCGCGGACGACGACGGCGGCGGCGGCGGCGGCGGUCCGACGUCGUCGCGCGCCCCGGGCGGCGCGCGGCGCGACGGCUCCGGCGCGUCGACGCGCGCGUCCGCGGCGUUCUCGGACGCCGGAGGCCGCUUCGCUAGGGACGUCGACGCGUCGACGACGUCCUUCGGAUCGUCUCUCGACGUUACCCGCGCGUUGGAGGCGCUGCGUCGCGCCGAGGCGAGCGAAGUCGAGAUGCGCGCGCGGUGGGGGCUCUUCUCGCCGACGCAUCCCGCGCCCGCCGCCGGCGACGGCGACGACGAACUCGCGUCGCUGCGGUACGACGCGGAGGCGGGCGCGAGGGCGCUCGAGAGCGAGUUCGCGACCGCGGCGGAGCGCGCCGCGGAGCUGGUGUCCAGGUCGCUCGCGGAGGCGGCGGUGGAGACGAUCGAUGCCGCCGCGGAUGAAGAUUUCGUCGCGCGCGUGUGGGAGGCGCGCAACCAGUACGUGAAGUGGCAGGCGAUGAGUGAUAACGCCGCGGCGGGAGGCGUUACGGGUCCGGGCGGCGAAAUCGAGGUCGUGUCCCCGGAGUUUACCCCCGUGGACGUGAACGAGGAGGUGGCGGAGCGUCUGUUGAACGGAUUGGUACGCGACGUCGCGAGGGAGCUCGACGGCGCGUGCGAGGACGCGACGGGCCGCGUUCUCGCCGCGGAGUUCGGCGCGGGCGCGAGGGAGGACGAGGAUACGGUCGCCGGCGCGCUGUUGAUGGACGACGCGUACGAGGAGGCUGUCGCGCGGGCGUAUUGA